Ascochyta rabiei is the source of this 1305-nucleotide messenger RNA. RefSeq lists its product as uncharacterized. The record is from RefSeq and is a predicted model, not a curated record. The transcript has 3 exons. NCBI's taxonomy places the organism in Eukaryota, Fungi, Ascomycota, Dothideomycetes, Pleosporales, Didymellaceae. Gene Ontology annotation, cellular component: cytoplasm. Bases 1 to 1305 code for a protein of 434 amino acids.
AUGGACUCUGCCUACGACCACAUUCAAGAGGAGAGCUACCCCCAAGACGAGCGCAAGCCGCAGACGGGCGAGAGCAGUUCCAGUGCGCAGCCCAACAACUUCAAUACCGAGGUCCAGGAAGCCUACAAGGCCAUAUCGAGCAGUCCGUGGGCAGCACGCUUAGGCGGGUUCUGGCAGACGGCGAAAAAGCAGGGCGAGCAGUACUACGACACAGCAAGCAAGCAAUAUGCUUCCACCAGCAAGGAAGCAACUGCCGGCGUUUCCACCCUCAUCAGCCAUGCACGCAACCUCUCCGUACAGGCCAACGACGAGCCCGCCUCGGCAUCAGAGGAUGCAGCGUCAGAGCAGCGGGCAGACAAGGAAGACAUGACCCCUCACCCGGACCGCCCCGAGUCGCUCACCGCCGACAUCGUCAAGGAAGCUGAGGGCAUCCUCUCACUGUUCCGCUCCAACGCCGCCAAGCGCCUCAAGGACCUCCAGAAGGCAGAAGACGCUGCCGACGAGGCGCUGCUCAAGUUCGGCUCCAACAUCCGCAACUUCUUGAGCGACGCCGUCAGCAUCGCACCCCCAGCAUCCGGCUCGCAGGCCGAAAAGGACGGCGCAGUCCUGUUCGAGUCGAAAGACAGCAGUGGCCGGAAGGUUGUGCAUGCGACACGAUUCGAUGCACAGCUGCACGUCAUUCACUCCACUCUCGAUUCCUUCCUCAAAGACCCGGCAUCGCCGCAGUGGGAGGCGUGGAAGAAGGACUUCGACGCUGAGAAGAAGACCGACGCAAUCGCAAAGGAUCUGGACAAGCACGAAGAACUCAGGAAUGCCAUGGAGAAGGUUGUCCCUGAGAGAGUCGACUACGCCACAUUCUGGUGCCGAUACUACUUCCUCCGCCAUAUCAUCGAGAGCGAGGAGCAGCGGAGGAGGGAAAUGCUGAAGGCCUCCACGCCCGCCGACGAAGAAGAAGUAGACUGGUCCUCAGACUCGGAUGAAGACGACUCCGCCGCACCCACCACCAAAUCACCCACGGCCCCCGCCUCGACCACGCCCAAGUCUCCAUCCACGCCCGACCUCGCCAAGAGCCAGACCACCAUCAAGCCCGACGCCGCGGCGGAACCAGACACCCUCAAGCCCGCACAGCCCCGCCGCUCGCACGACGAGAAGAGCGUGGCCGACAGCGACGCCUCGUACGACCUCGUCAGCGGCGCCACGAGCCGUGCGCCCAGCCGCGCGCCGGGGAGUCCGCGGACCAAGGCCGACGAGGUGGACAAGAAGCAGGCUGUUGCCGAGGAGAGCGAGGAUGACGACUGGGAGUGA